Musa acuminata subsp. malaccensis (wild Malaysian banana) is the source of this 1971-nucleotide messenger RNA. Its product is annotated as protein SHORT-ROOT 1-like. Gene Ontology annotation, biological process: regulation of DNA-templated transcription; asymmetric cell division; radial pattern formation. Gene Ontology annotation, cellular component: nucleus. The record is from RefSeq and is a predicted model, not a curated record. Gene Ontology annotation, molecular function: sequence-specific DNA binding; DNA-binding transcription factor activity. Lineage: Eukaryota; Viridiplantae; Streptophyta; Magnoliopsida; Zingiberales; Musaceae.
CCACAACUCUAAUCUAUAGCACACAAAGCAUCUAAAUAAAGGCAAUUGUUUCACGGGGUCCCAUCAAACAAGCAUGCACUCACCACCCUCCUCAGAUUCCCCUCCAACUCCUUCCUAUCUUUCUGUCUCCCCGACUCCUAAAAGCUAAAUAUGAGCCUCUCUCUUAUCUAAAUUCCAAUUCUUAGAUCCUCUUCUCAUCUUCCCUUUAACCUCUCUCUCUCUCUCUCUCUCUCUCUCUCUCUCACCCACCUCCUCCUCCUCCUCCUAACAAGCUCCUAACAAGUGCAUGCUGCAUAAUCUUCUUUUCUCUCUCUAUGAGUGGAGAGGUGGAGCUGGCACCAAGUUGCUCUUCUCCUGGGUAGAUGGACGCCAUAUUUAGAUUGUUUAGACUGCAAACACCUGAUCCACAGUCUUGCCAAAAUUCCAGCUCGAAAUCCUCUAAAGCUCACUCAAAGCAGCAGCACCACCACCAUUACUACAUCCAUACAAGCUCUUUGCACCAACAAGAGCAGUGUCAAGAAGAAUGCGGCGUCGGCCGCUGUCAUCUUUACAUGGAUGAAGAAGACUUCUCCUCCUCCUCCUCCUCGUCGAAGCACCACCGACACCGUCCUCUCUCCGCCUCCGCCUCCACCACACCGACCCCGACACCACUUUUUAAUCCUAAUGACUUGUCGCUUCUCCGGGACCUCAGCCUCGACUUUUCCCCCGCGUCCUCUUCGUCGGCCAAUGCCAGCAGCGCCGGCGGCCGGUUGGCGUCGCAUCUGUUGCCGGAAUGCGCGCGCGCCGUCGCGGAGCGCAACAGCCAGAGGGUGCAGCAGUUGAUGUGGAUGCUGAAUGAGCUCUCCACCCCUUAUGGCGACGUGGAUCAGAAGCUGGCCUCUUACUUUCUCCAGGGCCUGUUCGCCCGCCUGACGUCCUCUGGCCCGCGCACCCUCCUCUCCCUCUCUGCCGCCUCUGACCACAACUGCUCCUUUGACUCCACCCGCCGAACCGCCCUCCGUUUCCAGGAGCUCAGCCCCUGGUCCUCCUUCGGCCACGUCGCCGCCAACGGCGCCAUCCUCGAGUCCUUCCUACAGAGCUCGUCUUCGAGCCGCACGCAGAGGUUCCACAUUCUCGACCUCAGUAACACCUUCUGCACGCAGUGGCCGACGCUUCUUGAGGCUCUCGCCACGCGAUCGUCCGAUGACACGCCGCAUCUGUCCAUCACCACCGUCGUGUCGUCACCCUCGUCGUCGUCGUCGUCAGCCCCGUCGUCCUCUAUGCAGAGAGUCAUGAAGGAGAUCGGGCAGCGAAUGGAGAAGUUCGCGAGGCUGAUGGGUGUCCCGUUCCGGUUCAACGUAGUUAAUCACCCCGGAAACCUGCUGGAUCUCGAUCUCGACCGGCUCGACCUCCGGGAAGGCGGUGCCGCCGCGCUCGCCGUCAACUGCGUCAACACGCUCCACGGGGUCUCCCCUGCCGGCUGCCGCCGCGACACUCUCUUCGCCGCCUUCCGCCGGCUCCAGCCGAGGAUCCUCACGAUCGUCGAGGAGGAGGCCGAACUCGACGCCGCCGCGGGAGGGGAGGAGGACAGGGAUGCGUUCCUGAAGGUGUUCGGCGAGAGCUUACGCUUCUUCUCGGCGUACUACGAGACGCUGGAGGAGAGCUUCCCGCGGACGAGCAACGAGCGGCUGGCGCUGGAGCGGGCGGCGGGACGGGCGGUAGUGGACCUCGUGGCGUGCCCGGCGGCGGAGUCUACGGAGCGAAGGGACACGGCAGCCGGGUGGUCGAGGCGGAUGCAGGCGGCGGGGUUCGAGCCAGCGCAGUUCAGCGAUGACGUGGCCGACGAUGCAAGAGCGCUGCUAAGGAGAUACAGGAAGGGUUGGUCAAUGAGGGUAGCGGAGGUGGCAGGUAGAGGCGCCGGGAUAUUCUUGGAGUGGAAGGAGCAGCCGGUGGUGUGGGCGAGCGCAUGGAAGCCAUGAGAGAGACAGAGAA